Messenger RNA from Pungitius pungitius (ninespine stickleback), 2107 nucleotides. RefSeq names its product T cell immunoglobulin and mucin domain containing 4 (gene timd4). Bases 401 to 1273 code for a protein of 290 amino acids. Gene Ontology annotation, biological process: cytoskeletal rearrangement involved in phagocytosis, engulfment; apoptotic cell clearance. NCBI's taxonomy places the organism in Eukaryota, Metazoa, Chordata, Actinopteri, Perciformes, Gasterosteidae. Gene Ontology annotation, molecular function: phosphatidylserine binding. The transcript has 8 exons. The record is from RefSeq and is a predicted model, not a curated record.
ACCAACUUCCGGCCCCGAUAACCUUCAGAAUAAAAGACUCUCCGUUAUUUCACUGUGUGUGACUGUGUGAGUGUGUUACAGGCACACAGGCCUUUUAGAGUAAUAUUUCCUCUCAUCACCUAAAAUGUUUGAUUCAUUUAAGCUGAUAAAACCACUUUGUUUAGACCUUAAAUGUCCCACUAUGUCAGAUUAACAAGGGUUUACAGAAAGUUUGAUGGAGGACAAUGAAGACAAAAGCUACUGAGGAAACAUUUGGAUUGAAAUAAACGGAUGUUUUAUGUUGUGACCAAAACAGAGAGUACUUUUAGUUUUCUUAUAUCUGAAAACAACAGACACACAGUGCGUCUCAGGCCCGUCCCUCGGCCCACAGAGACACACUGUGUUGUUGUUUAACUAGACAAUGAGCACACUCACACACUCACACACACACACACACACACACACACACACACACACUCACUCACUCACUCACUCAGUCACACACAGGAUGGCCGCCAUCUCGGCUCGCCUCCGGCUUCGGACCUUCAUCAUCGUCGUCCUCCUCUUCGUCCUGUCAGUUGGACACUUUUUUCCCGUUAGUGGAUUUAAAGUGGUGGAAGGGGGCGUGGCCUCUUUGUCCUGUCAGUACUCCGUGAAGCGGUUUGGUCUGAGCCGGGUCUGCUGGGGUCGUGGCUGCGGGACGUUCUGGUGCAACAACAUCCUGGUGCAGACGGACGAGCACGGCGUCGUCUCCAAGGUUGCGGAUCGUUACCGGCUGACGGGGGACGUCCUGGACGGACAGAUGGACCUGGACAUCCUGAGCGUGAGGCGGACGGACAGCGGGCCGUACUGCUGCAGGGUGGACGUGGACGGGAUCUUCAAUGACAAGAAGGUGAUCAUGAACCUGAGGGUGGUCCAAGCUCCAGUGGCCAGUUCUCCUCCACAAGCACCAGCAACGGCACCCACAACGACCGGUGACAUCUCCACAGUAAACUGGAAGACGCUGUUGUCAUCUCAGCUGGACCUUUUGAGGAGGAACUCCACGAUGCUGCGCUCCGACACCGUUACAGUGGACGACUCUUCUCUCUCCCUCCACAUCAACGUUCCCGUCCUCUUUCUCUCCGUCACGUUGCUGUUCGUCUUGGCUGCCGGCUUCCUCUUUCUGGCCUUCAAACGUGGGAUUUACGGACGAGCCGUGAGAAACAUCUGCUUGUCCUCUGAAGAACCUCCUCACAUCAUCUAUGAGAUCCGGAUGAGGAGACCCGUACAGGAGAACAUCUACAGCCUUGACUAGAACACAUCGGGUUCAAUCAAUCACGCGCUCCCAUCCGACACCACGGAAUGGUCCCAAUUCUCUGUUACUGGGUAAAUUAUGUAAAAGUACUUCUAUAGUCAAAGUACCAAAGGUAAAAGGACUCAUAUUGUUUAUAGUGUACAUUUGAAAGUAAAUGUGUUAAAAUAAGGGAGUACUUAAGAAUCAUUUUGAAGUACUUGCAUAAUACUUCACUUAAGUAUUUCCAUUAAACUUAACAUCCUUAAAACAACUAAUAAGCUAUAAUGUAUUAUUAGGUAGUUACCAGCCUUAAUAUUAUGUGUAUAAAGUAGUUCAAAUGAUCUCCAGCUUUUUUAACAUCUCGGCCGCCAUCAUCAUCUUAAUGACUUCAAAUAUUUACUUUAGUUUGAUCAAUAAUAAUAAUAAUAUGUCAUCACUUUACUUUGGUUUUGAUUGAAUCUAAAAUCUGGAAAUAUAUCCUAAAUAAAUCAAAUCAAUACUAAAGUAGAGUGAAAGUACUUUGAACUACGACAACUGAAAGAUGUGAUUUACUUCUUGGUUGUUGAAUAGUUCACCGACUUUUUGUGUAACAGAAUUCUGUGAUUUAUUAUUUGAUCGUGUAUGAGUGAACAAAUGUUAAGUCUGUGUGUUUUGUGACAUCACGAUGACCUCAUACUCUAAGGUGUGAGGUCAUCCGUUCCACAUUGAGUCCAAGUGGACGUUUACGUCUUUUGAAGACAAAAGAUCUGAACUUGUAAAGAUGCUGCUGUAAAAUGUAUUUUAUUAUUGUUUCCUGUAUUUAUUAACGCCUCCAAAACCAGCUGAAUAAACAACAAUCACCACGUCUGCCUUCCU